ACAUCAAGAUGCACUUUGAGAAACGCGGAACCGAUUUGCAGGAAGAAAAUUAUAUAACGUGCGUGCUUGAUGACGAAACGGUUCUGCCUACUCCAGAGCCUGCUCCGGCCACCACACCUGAGGAAAUCCCAGCAGAGGUGCAAGUAAAUGGUAAAACAGAGGUACGAAAGAGCCCUCAGCCACCUCCACCUCCUCCACCUCCAACGGUGACCAACAAGGUGAAGCAAGAACGUGAGGACACGCCACCUCCUGAAGAAAGUCUGGAUCCAAGCAGGAGUGGUCCCCGAUACUGCAGGUCUUGUGACAUCAGCUUCAAUUAUCUGAGCACGUUCAUUGCUCAUAAGAAGUUCUACUGCUCGAGCCACGCCGGAGAAGCGAGUAAUAAUAACAACAAUAAUAAUAACAAUAAUUCGAGCAGUCACGCGACGACGCCACCAAGGGGCAAGACCGAGGCGUCCGUGCUUUAAGAGACUUCUCUCAGGAUGGGACUGUUAAUUGUUGCCAGUUUAUAUAUAAUAUAAUUGCCGACUAUCCGAUUUAGUUGACUACCGUUGUGUGAUUUCUGUUGAUCCAGGGAAUUGUUUGUACUUAUGUAAGUUGAGUUGUCCGACGUGGUGUUGUACAUACGCGGUGCGU
Habropoda laboriosa is the source of this 636-nucleotide messenger RNA. Its product is annotated as zinc finger protein ush-like. Gene Ontology annotation, molecular function: RNA polymerase II-specific DNA-binding transcription factor binding. NCBI's taxonomy places the organism in Eukaryota, Metazoa, Arthropoda, Insecta, Hymenoptera, Apidae. Gene Ontology annotation, cellular component: nucleus. Bases 9 to 467 code for a protein of 152 amino acids. The transcript has 2 exons. The record is from RefSeq and is a predicted model, not a curated record. Gene Ontology annotation, biological process: heart development; negative regulation of transcription by RNA polymerase II; positive regulation of transcription by RNA polymerase II.